GAAGGUGAUGGAAAGGCACAUUUCGCAACCAUUUUUUGUAGCCCAACAAGUCUUUCAGAUCAGGAGUUCUGGGCACAGUGUAACCCCACUGUCUGCUGUAGGGGAGUUGGGGGAGCAUCUCUCUUUGGCCUCCCUUGAUUCUUUGGAGGCCAUGUCAGAAGGAGAAGCCCCCUCCGCCUUCACCCGAGGCAGCCGCUCCCGAGCGAGCCUCCCCGUGGUCAAGUCAAAUAACCAGACCAAGGACAGGUCAUUAGGUGUCCUCUACCUGCAGUAUGGAGAAGAGACCAAACAGAUCCGAAUGCCCAAUGAGGUGACGGGUGCAGACACCAUCAAGGCUCUGUUUGUCAGUGCCUUUCCUCAGCACCUCACUAUGAAGAUACUGGAGUCCCCCAGCGUGGCUAUAUACAUCAAAGAUGACAUGAGGAAUAUGUACUAUGAGUUGACUGAUGUCAGGAACAUCACAUCACACUCUUGCCUGAAAGUUUAUCACAAAGACCCAGCUCAGGCCUUCAAUCACAACGCAAAAGCCAAUAAUGGAGAAAUUAGGAUCACAAGAGAGAGGCUCUACAGUGGCAGAGAGCAGCCGGGAGGCCAAAGCCCAGUGCACACAUUGCCUCACAGUCCCAUACAUUCAGUCCAGGGCUCCUUGUCUCCUCCUACACCACGCUCCAUGCCCUCCUCCCCUUCCAGGAUCCCCUUCAGUCACUCUGUUGCCAAGCCUGGUGGCGCUACCUUACCCAGGGACCGUUUGUCCAACGUGCUCCCCAGUCGCUCCAUCACACCCUGCCCCAGUGCCAUCCUGGAGCGCCGGGACGUGAAACCGGAUGAGGAUCUGAGCAGCAAGAGUGUUCCUUUGUAUUCAGAAGCAUACGGUUCGUCUGAGGCCAGGCACAGUGUAGCCUCAUUUCAAGGCAGCCAUACCGGAGACAUCCCAGAUGGGGCGGUGUACAUCCAGCACCGCUCCAUCAAGUCUGUCGGAGCGUAUGCAGAUGGCCAGGAUCUGCAGCACUCCCUCUACAGACAGAAAUCUCGCAAGUACAGUGAGAGUCAGCUUGCCUCGAUGGGCUCCAAAACACCGCCUGCUUCCCCUCACAGGGUCAGUGAGGUCAGAAUGAUUGACAUGCUCCCAGGACAGAACUCCCACAUGUCCUCACAAGGUGUGGCAGCGGAAAGAGCAUCACCUGUGCAAAGAUCUUUCCGCAAGGACAGUAAUGGAGCCGUGGAGGCGGUGACCAGGGUGAGAGGCAACGUGGUCUCCCCUGUUUUCGCCGACCUUCUGCCCGGUCAUGUAGAGAGGUCGUUUCAAGGACACGUGGCAGCCGGAAAUCCUCAGAGUGAAAGAAUAAAGGCAAUGGAGCAGCAGAUAGCCAGUCUUACUGGACUCGUUCAACAUGCUCUUAUGAAAGGGCCAAAUCCAAGUGCCAAAGGGACUUCUAGUGAGAAUCCUGUAAAGAUGGGGUCUCCGACACAGAAUGGUGGCGUCUGUACUGUAACAUCAUCUAAAGACCCGGUUGUGCAGACAGACAGUAUUUCAGCCCAGGUUCAGCCUCCUGUUAGAGACCCUGCUAUAUGCUCAGUCCUCUCCACCUUCAGGAGAAACCUGCAGAACCAGGAUGCCAUGAGGCAGAUGCUGCGACAGGCAGAGCAGGAGAUCUCAGAGAGGUUUUCAGACACUGUGCUGCACCUUGAGGACCCUGUUCAUAGACAACGAGUCCAGGUGGAAGAAGAAAGACACAGAUAUCUGGGCAUGGAGGAGAGAGUUUCAAAAGGGGCAGUAGAGGAGGACAAAGUUCACUCUACUGGACCAGAAGCGGAAAAGGAAAUGGAAAGGAUCCUUCAGCAGGCACAGGCCAGCCUUAUGAAGGCCAUUCCUGACCUGGAAGUGAGCAACCAGGUGGACAGCACCCCCUGCCAACCAUCCAGCAUCUUGCCAGAUGAGAUGAACUCUCCACUUCCUGUGUCUCCGCUCCCUGAAGCCGCACCACAGGAUGGACCCAAAGCAGAUAAACCAGUCCAGACCAGUUUGGAAAGGCCACAGAAGCCGACCAUAGAGAAUCCCCACAGGGCCAGUGUUGACCGAGUACAGCCCAACCCUGAAACGGUCAGCAAAUCGCCUCCCCCUCCCCCUCCACGCAGAUUCUACCCCUCUGGAACUGGACUCACCACUGGACGCUCAGGAGAGGUGAUCUACACCACCCGGAAAGAGUCCACUAGUGCACAGGAGGGUGAAGAGGAGGCCCCAAAGCCCAAACCCUUGCGUGUACCCCCAGAGGUCAAGCCUAAGCCCCGCCCCCCUCCUCCUGUCAACACCUCCACCUUACAAGAUGAAGAGGAUGAAGGAGAUAAGAUCAUGGCUGAGCUACAGGUGUUUCAAAAGUGCACUAUUAAAGAUUUACAGCCCAGAUACAUUGUUGAUCUCACAACCCGUGAGCCCUCAGACAGUGAGACGGAGCCAGGGCUUUCCCUAUCUUACCACACAAAGCAGACCACCUCUCAGCUAUCUGAAGAAGGAGCACUAUCUGAAAGUAGGGAAGAUAGUGCAACACCUGGUUCACCUGGGGUCAUGUAUUAUAUCACUGGGACAUCAAAAACAUCAAGGGAGAGCACCUCUAGACCAGAUGACCUUAAGGAACCUAAUGAAGCAACUUUCUCUCCUUCAAAGGUUGCACCUGAGAAUGCUUCUGACCUUUCCCAGCAAAAAGUGUUAACGUCAAAUGACUUAUCUAUAUUUUCACUUCAGACAAGCCAAUCAGUCAAGGAGGUACAAAGCAAGCAAAAUUAUAUUCAUGAGGUGCCAUCUGGCCCAUUUAACUCUUUAAAGAAUAGCACUGAAGCUGAAAAGGGGCCAUCGAUCAUUAAUCCCAAAGAGCUCAAGACUGAAUCAGUGCUGAAGUCCCUAAAGCAGGUAGUUCCCACACCUUCUGAGAAAGUUUCACCUGUUGAGGAGAAGUUUGAACAGCUGAUACUGCGUAUGUCCUCUGAGCAAGUCGCACCUGUUCUGGAUAAGUCAAUAAUGCAUGGACAUCGCACAACCACUGUUCAAGUUACACUUGUUAGCAAGAUUCCACAAAGUGCUGAACUUCAGGUUCACUCACCAGUCCAUCAGCCCAACACUGAUGCCUCAUUUUCAACACAACCGAAUGGCCAUGUCAAUGAGCAGGAUGUAACAAAGAGAUCAUCUGAAGAUCAGGCCAGAUACACUGAGGAGGCCAGUCUAAGUCCAGACCUCCCAGGAGAAGAAGGUCCUCCUCCACCAAAUAACUUUGCCUUCAGGAUCACUAAAACCAAGGUACAGGCUCUAUCCACUGGAGAGUACCAACAACUGGUAAACAGUAAAGGCACAGAUGUCCAAACUGUUAAAGUGGGCUCAGAACCGACUGUAUCUGCCCCUGAGGACUCUGGAUGUGACAAGAAGCCGGUUAUAAUCAUUUUUGACGAGCCUAUGGAUAUCUGUCAGGCCUACAAGCGACUGUCCACCAUCUUUGAGUGUGAAGAAGAGCUGGAGAGGGUGCUAUCGGAAGAGAGGAUAGAUGAAGAGAACGAGGAAGAAGUGGAAGCCAACUCAAAGAGUCAGGUCGGUCAGAUAACACCUAGAAAUAAUCGAGAUCUGUGCAGAAAUGAGAACAGGGUAAACAAUGAGAGAAGUAGUAGUGUUGCAAUGCCUCUACAACAGCAGAGUUCCUUUGAGAGUUCUGCUCUUACCGUUGAGGAAGGAGACAAGACAGAAUCUCCUAAAGAUUUGAAAAAGAAAUUAAAAUUUAAGUUCCCAAAGAAGCAGCUUGCAGCUAUUGGUCAGGCCCUUCGUACGGGGACAAAAACUGGCAAGAAGAUGCUGCAGGUAGUUGUCUACGAGGAUGAAGAGGAACCAGAUGGAACUGUGACUGAGCUCAAAGAAGCUAAAAGGUUUGAGAUCAAGUCCCAUGCAGACUCUGAUUCUACCACCCCUAGGUCUUUAUCGCUAAACCAGACCACCACAUUACAGAGCACCAAAGACAGAACUGAGGAACUCCGUAAGACUACUUAUCAAACAUUAGACAGCCUCGAGCAGACCAUUAAGCAGUUAGAAAGCACCAUAAGUGAUAUUGGGCCUGCAUUGGUUUCAGAAGUCUCCCGCAAAAAGGAAUCGAAAGCAAAGAGAAUUGCCAGUGAUGCAGAACUGGAGGAGGGCAGUCCCACAAAAAAGCCAGCACCUCUGAAGCCCAAACCCCACAAGUCAUCUCUGCAAAAGAGAUCCAAAACACAGUCUCGAUCCUCCUCAAGCACGGCCACUUCUUCCAGUUCCUCCAACAGUAAACAGAACUCUGGUGACUCUCCUGCUUCGAGUCAGAUUUCCUCACCUAAGUCUCGCCAGCAGUCAGCAGGGAAUGUGGAAAAACCCGGAAAACCUCAAAAGCUCCAGGACUCCCAGAGGCAAUUCCGUCAGGCUAACGGGAGUGCUAUGAAAGCUGGUGGGAAUAGUAAACAUGCUUUCCUUGCUUUGCCUGUUUCUAAGAUCCCAGCUUUUAUACAUAGCUCAUGGAAACAUAGCUCAACCCGUGCUCCUCGUGCAAAUGUAUCUAGGCUUACUAACCGAACCUCUUCCUCUUCUUCUAAGUCCUCUAUCCCAUGUCUCAGCCUGAGUUGGCCCAACUGUAGACCUGUCUCGCCCUCAAAAUCUCCCAAGCCCUCUCAGCAGCCUGAAGGUCAAAACCUAACCCUCCCUCCGCAGACUCAAAAUUGCCAGUCCUGCUCCAUUUCCUACUCAUCCUCAUCCUCAUCCUCCUCUAGCUUCUACUCUUCCUCCUCCUCCUCUGUUUCUCCGACUUCUACUUCCUCUUCCUCAUCCCCUUCCUCUCCAUCCCUCCGGUCUCCCACUGCCAUGUGCCGGGGAGGUCGAGCUGUACACAUGCCCAGCUUCACCAGCCGCAGGUCUCUGAAGGCCAGCAGUGGCCACGCCUCUAUCACACCAGUAUCCUUUACUGGGAACAUGGCAUGAGCUGUCCAUUUCUCUCUUUUGCUCAUUCUGUUUGCACUCAUUCUGGUUGUAUUUAAGGUGUAACAGAAAUACUGAUUUAGUUAUGCCGUGUAUUUGGGGUGGUGUUAUUGUCUUUGUGCACUUCCACUGAAAUCCAGAAGUAGUUCAGAAUCUAGAGCCGUAUAUAGUGCUUCUGAAUUAUGGAUUUUGUUUUGGAAUAUGUGAGGGAUUACAUUUGACAGUGUUGGCUUUAUAUUUUAUAGAAGUGUAUUUGUUUACUUACAUGAACUAUAUAAAAUAUGCAUUGCUAUUUUAGAGAAAGGAAAUGUAUUUUAGAGUAUUUUGUUUUAAAUUAGCCAUAUUUAGUGGGGGUCCAAAAGUCUGAGUGAUUAAAAAAAAAAACUUCAUAAAAUCUCAUAAGACCUUCCUAAAAUCUUUAUACAUCUUUUUUGUUGUUUUAAGACUUUCUUUAGGGUUUUUACAAAAUAAAAUAAGGAAUAUGUAGGAUUCUGCUGUUCUUCUAGGUCACUAGAAGCAAAUGACUAGGUCAAAGAAGCAAAUUUGUAAAUAUGUACAAAUUAUCAAAUGUUCUUGCUUCUUAAAUCAUUCUGGAAAACAUGAUCAUCAGGUUUUACACAAACUUAAAUUGUUGUUUAUAAUUUUAAUAUAAAACAUGU
This is a messenger RNA of Sinocyclocheilus grahami, 5631 nucleotides long. RefSeq names its product sickle tail protein homolog. The record is from RefSeq and is a predicted model, not a curated record. Gene Ontology annotation, cellular component: cytoplasm. The transcript is spliced from 17 exons. Lineage: Eukaryota; Metazoa; Chordata; Actinopteri; Cypriniformes; Cyprinidae. The coding region runs from base 8 to 4975 and encodes 1655 amino acids.